AUGUCGCAAUUGAACGAAGAUCAGAAAAGAGUUUUCGAUAAAGUAUGCCAAGUUUUACAGAAUCAAAAUCAGAUUCUGCGACUGUAUGUAAGUGGCGAGGGUGGUACAGGGAAAAGUUUUCUUAUUGACACAAUUAAACAUUGGAUUUCCUUAAAUUUGGAAAAAGUGACUGCCAUAUCAGCUCCCACGGGUAUCGCGGCAUGCAAUAUCAAUGGCUUGACGAUUCAUAGAAUGUUUCAGCUACCAGUCACCCAUGAAUCUACGGCAAAAUAUACGCACUUGUCAGAUAUGGUCUUGAAAACUUUGAGAGAGAAAUUGAAGAAUGUAGAAUUAUUUAUAAUCGAUGAGGUAUCUAUGAUUUCGAAUGUGACACUUAUGUUUAUCAAUCUACGAUUAUGUGAAAUCUUCGAUACGACAGAUGUAGAUGAUGGUUUCUUUGGCAGAAAACACAUUAUUCUGUUUGGAGACUUGUUGCAGCUUCCUCCUGUAAAAGAACAGUUUCCAUUCGUUAAAAUGUCUCGAUCGGAGGUUCAGAAGUAUUUAGGUACCAUGGGUGGAUCUGAUUUGUGGAGAUUGUUGGAUUAUGACGAACUCUUGCUUAAUAUGCGACAAAGAUGUGACAACGCAUAUCGCGAGAUACUUUCCAGAGUACGAAUAGGCUUGGUAACGGAUUCUGACAUUAAUGUUCUUCAGUCGAGAAAAAUCAAUUUCAAAGGGAGUAGUUGCGACGAAAGAUUGAAUGAACUUUGCGCUUAUAUGAAUCAAUUACCGAUUGAUACGAUAUGUUUAUUACCUACAUGUUAUUUGUGCAAGAUAUUUAACACGGCAAUGCUCGAUAAAAUUGACGGCGAUGAAAUUCUAUUGAUAGCGGACGAUGAUGUCGACUGUGCUCCAGCAAUGAGAAAAAAAGUACAAAAAAUUUUGGAAGAGAAAGAUGAUAAAGUUUCGGAGACAGCUGGCAUUGAAAGGGUAAUAGCGAUUAAAAUUGGCGCUAAAGUGAUGAUUCGACGAAACAUUGAUGUAACUUUGGGACUUGUCAAUGGAACGAUAGGCAAUGUAGUUGCGGUUAAUCGCUCUGUUGACGGAAAUCGUAUUGAUUCCAUUAAAAUAGUUACUUCUGAUAAUAAAGAGGUUACAAUAACGAAAGUAGAUAUUAAAUUCGAAGUAUUCCACAAAGUGAUGGUACAUCGAAAACAAUUUCCAUUAUCUCUCAGUUAUGGAAUAACUAUACACAAAAGUCAAGGAAUUACGUGUAAAAAUGCAAUGAUGGAUCUAUGAACGAGUGUGUUCAGUGAUGGUCAGGCUUAUGUGGAUCUGUCACGAGUGAGUACACUGGAUGGCCUACAUUUGAUAAAUUUUAAUCCAGCAUCCAUUAAAGCAAACUCGGGCGCCAUUGCAGAAUAUAAUCGACUGAGAUCUGUGUUCAAAUCUCAGCUACCACAAAUCAGUUCGUCCGAAAAAAAGGCUGUGAAAAUUCACGAUUGUCGAUGGGCCAUACCUAAUAUCAUUGAUGAUGUACAGAAUUAUGGUUGCGAGGAAUCAGAAAGUAUCGUUACAUGGAAAAUAUACGGCCUCUGCAAUGACGAUCGUGUCUCGUGUUAUGCUAAUGUAAUAUUGCAAUGUGCGUUUCAUUGUGUACGUAUCAGGCAACAAAUACUGAAAAAUAAAGUAUCAAAUCCAUUGACUAUGCCGUCUGCGCAUAUGCUGAGUGUAGGCGUUGCAACAUUCUAG
Messenger RNA from Cyphomyrmex costatus, 1731 nucleotides. RefSeq names its product ATP-dependent DNA helicase pif1-like. The transcript has a single exon. The record is from RefSeq and is a predicted model, not a curated record. Gene Ontology annotation, molecular function: DNA helicase activity. Lineage: Eukaryota; Metazoa; Arthropoda; Insecta; Hymenoptera; Formicidae. Gene Ontology annotation, biological process: DNA repair; telomere maintenance.